AUGGAGUGGGAUGAUACCUACAAGCCCACACCCUCGGCGGCUGUCGUACGCCUCAUGGUCCUCGAGACCGACAUACCCCACCCAGAUACAUACUCAGUGCGCGGUUCGUUUGGUGGCAUUGUAUACGACCACUUUAGCAAAGCCGGACGUGCUCAUCACCCGCCUCUAGGUGUCGAGACAGAUCAAGUCUUUGUCGUUACCGAACAGGGCGGGCGAAUGCCCGGGGUGCAAGAGUUCGAACGUUUUGACGGGCUGCUCAUCACUGGUAGCGUGUACGACGCGCACGCGAACAACGAAUGGAUCCUCCAACUUCUGGACCUCCUCAAGGCGCUCUGGAUUAAGCGUCCCGAUUUCCACUUCGUUGGUGUCUGUUUCGGCCACCAGCUUCUCUCCCGACUUCUCGGUGGCACUGUCGGGCCCGCGCCCACGCAAGACUGGGAGCUUGGUCACUGUCGCAUCACGCUCACGCCCGACGGCCAGCACCUCUUCCAUACGAAGGAGGACCAUAUCCACCUCCAUCAAAUGCAUCAAGACCAAGUCACAUCACUGCCCACAGCCGCGACUGCCGGUCCAGACAUGCUGCACCCGGACACCAACAUUGCGUGCUGGGGCCGCAGCGAACAUACACCUAUUCAAGGUUUCUACAUUCCCAACCGGCUCUUCACUACCCAAGCGCAUUUGGCGUUUGACGAGGACAUGGUGAAGCGACAGAUCCAGAUCAGAGUGGAUAUGGGCGGGAUCAAGGACCUCGAACAUGCGGAUCGGGCGUCCGAGACGGCGCAUCUGGAGCACGACGGUGUCGAGGUUGCUAAGGCUGUUUUGCGGUCGUUCGUGUAUGAUGACGAUUAA
Molecule: messenger RNA, 849 nt
Organism: Aspergillus affinis
Lineage: Eukaryota; Fungi; Ascomycota; Eurotiomycetes; Eurotiales; Aspergillaceae
Product: type 1 glutamine amidotransferase
Exons: 1
Coding region: 1-849 (282 amino acids)
Cellular component (GO): nucleus; cytosol
Source: RefSeq, a predicted model, not a curated record